This is a messenger RNA of Linum trigynum, 1185 nucleotides long. The record is from the annotation of a GenBank genome assembly. NCBI's taxonomy places the organism in Eukaryota, Viridiplantae, Streptophyta, Magnoliopsida, Malpighiales, Linaceae.
AUGGGGAUGCAGUGGUUACUGGUCUGCCAUGGUCUGAUCACCCUGCUGGUUGUGAUCUCGUUUCUUUGCGGUCAAUGGCCAAUCUUUCAGGGGACUUUCGUCGAACGAAUCCACUACUUCCUCACUUUCGGCGCUUACGAUUACUUCCAGAGGCUUGUUGGGGCUGUGUUUGGGAGCAAAGGCACCAACUUCAUCCUCUCCAUCGAGUAUUUCUGCUGCGAUCGCCCUAAUCCUAUUCUUCAGAUUUUGUAUGUGGCAAUAAUUGGAGGAAUUUAUUACAUGAUUGCAAAUUCGUGUUUUAGCUACAUGCCUGGUUACUAUCUAAGUGGAGCUCACAGAUAUAUAAGCUUGAUGGGAGUUGUUGUUGGUAUUCUGUUUUUCAUUUUAACAAGCUUUUCUGAUCCCGGGAUAGUGAAGGCUGAAAACGUCUUGCAAUAUCUGAAUGCAUAUCCUUAUGACGAAGUCCUAUACAAGGAGAAAGAAUGUACCACAUGUAAAAUUCCAAAACCUGCUAGAUCAAAGCACUGCAGCAUAUGCAACCGAUGUGUUGCCCGGUUUGACCAUCAUUGUGGUUGGAUGAAUAACUGUAUAGGGGAGAGAAAUAACCGGUACUUCUUGGGUUUUCUUUUGUGGCAUUUGCUUUUGUGUCUUUAUGGAAGUGUUGCUGUAGCGUUGGUUCUUGCAGGGCGAUUGAAAGAACUGAGAGUUGUUUAUAUUUUAACUGUUUACUAUGGAAUCGAGAAUACAUUUCGCGAUUUGGCUCCUCAUGUUGUACAAUGGCUGUUGAGAUCCUACAACACUCAAAUACUUCUCAUGAUCUUUCUCGCCAUAGUUUCUCUCUUAUUAGCCGGAUUCUUUGGCUACCAUGUCAACCUUUGUCUCACCAACACCACAACAAAUGAGACUUUCAAGUGGCAGGAGCACCUAACCUGGCAAAAGAAGCUAAAUGAAGCUCGAGCAAGCGCUGCGGCGCUGAAAGCAAGCAUCAGCGACUUACGCACGGAAGCAAAGCCCCCGGAAAGCAAAUGGAGAGCCUUUUUCCGAAAAUCCCCACUUGAAGAUGCCGUUGAGGCCAUUGCCAAGCAAAACACAUACAACAAGGGAUGCUUCAGCAAUCUCGGUGAGGUCAUCUUUCCAUUCUCAUCAAGACCGUCGUUUUCUCAGACGAAAACAAAGGCUGGCUGA